AAACAGUGACCCCCGCCUUGCCUGCCCCUUAUCAGGGGCUGCAGCCAAUCAGCUGAGGGCAGAGAGGAGCCCUCCAAGGGGCCAUCGCAGCCUCAGAGCCCACGAGGCCGCCGAGGGAGAGGAGGCCUGAAGCCCAGGGUGGGCACCAGCCAGCCAUGGCCUCAGCUGAGACCGCCUUGCCUUCUAUCAGCACACUGACUGCCCUGGGCCCCUUCCCGGACACACAGGAGGACUUCCUCAAGUGGUGGCGCUCCGAGGAGGUGCAGGACUUGGGCCCGGGUCCCCCCGACCCCACCGGGCUGCCCCUCCACGUGAGGCCGGAGUCGGAGGACAUGCGAGGGGAGGACGAAGACGACGAGAAGGACGCGGCCACCGCCUGGGACCUGGAUCUCCUCCUCACCAACUUCCCGUGCCCAGAGCCGGGCGGCGCGCCCCAGACGUGCGCUCUGGCGCCGGGGGAACCCCUCGGGGCGCAAUUCCCGCCGCCGCCGCCCGAGACUCUGGGCGCGUACGCGGGUGGCCUGGGGCUGAUGGCUGGGCUCUUGGGUCCAGAGGAGCACCCGGGCUGGGCACGCCCGGCCCCACGAGCCCCGGCCCCCGACGCCUUCAUGGGCUCAGCCCUGGUCCCGGGACCCGAGCCCAAAGCGCUGCCGCUGCAGCCGGUAUACCCGGGGCCGGGUGCGGGCUCCUCCGGCAGCUACUUCCCGCGGACCGAGCUUUCAGUGCCUAGCGCGCCGGGCGCCCCCUACGGGCUGCUGUCCGGGUACCCUGCGCUCUACCCGGCGCCGCAGUACCAAGGGCACUUCCAGGUCUUUCGGGGGCUCCCGGCACCCGCGCCCGGCCCCACCGCGGCCCCCUCCUUCCUGAGUUGUCUGGGACCCGGGACGGCGGGUGCGGGAUUCGGGGGCGCCGCAGCAGACCCCGGAGGGACCCCGGAAGCGGCGCCAUCCAAGCGCAGCCGGCGCUCGUGGGCGCGCAAGAGGCAGGCGGCGCACACGUGCACGUACCCGGGCUGCGGCAAGAGCUACACCAAGAGCUCGCACCUGAAGGCGCAUCUGCGCACGCACACGGGGGAGAAGCCAUACGCCUGCACGUGGGACGGCUGCGGCUGGAGGUUCGCGCGCUCGGACGAGCUGACCCGCCACUACCGGAAGCACACCGGACAGCGCCCCUUCCGCUGCCAGCUCUGCCCGCGCGCUUUUUCGCGCUCCGAUCAUCUGGCCUUGCACAUGAAGCGUCACCUUUGAGCCUGGCACUCGGACCUUCCCGGGGACUGGGGAUGGAACAAGAGCAGAUCCAGGCAGGGGGGUUCCCUCGGCUGGACCCUGGCCGGGACUCGCGGCCACACAGAUCCACCGAAAGAUCAAGGGCUGGCCCAUAGACAGACCCGGGGGAGACUCCGACGGAAGCUCCCACACAUGUCCUCAGCCACAGGGAGCCACACAGGCAUCCGAUGGUCACGCAGACCCAGCGAGACAGACCUCCAAAUAAACGAACUCCAAUGGACACUCUGACACUUUGGACAGAGAGACAGGCCUGCAGAUAGCUGGACCCUUAGAUCGGCUCACAGGCGGCCUCGGACAGCGGGAGGGGGUGUGGGGUGAGGCUUCUCAGAGACCCUGGGUCUAGGAGGGGCUUCAUACCGUGACUUCUGAAGCUCCGCACAGUGGCUGGCAUCUGCUGUGAAUGGUUACAAGGGUCCUGUAAAAAUGCUCCUCCCAGAUAAAGCUUCAGCGUUGGCCUGACUUUGUGGGUUUUGGGCGCUGGAAGCUGUGAGGAAGCUGUACCCCCAAGAGGUGAUAUUGGGGAGCCGUACACACCCUCACACCCUCAUCUCCUAAACCUCAGCGACCACCCCUGGGCACUGCAAAUCUUGCCCCCUUUUCCCCCUCCUCCUUGCUCCCAAGAUCAGGCUACAUCGUCCUUGUCUCCUGCCUUGAACCCCAGGAACAUUCACAGGGACCGCCUCCUUCCAUUUAAAAGCCCUGAGCCUGACCCCAGAGCCCUACGUCCUUCCCCUGGCCAUGAUCCGAAGCGACCUCUUGGCUAG
Diceros bicornis minor is the source of this 2050-nucleotide messenger RNA. RefSeq names its product KLF transcription factor 1 (gene KLF1). The transcript has 3 exons. The coding region runs from base 156 to 1247 and encodes 363 amino acids. The record is from RefSeq and is a predicted model, not a curated record. Gene Ontology annotation, molecular function: DNA-binding transcription factor activity, RNA polymerase II-specific; RNA polymerase II cis-regulatory region sequence-specific DNA binding. Gene Ontology annotation, biological process: regulation of transcription by RNA polymerase II. NCBI's taxonomy places the organism in Eukaryota, Metazoa, Chordata, Mammalia, Perissodactyla, Rhinocerotidae.